Nomascus leucogenys (northern white-cheeked gibbon) is the source of this 2421-nucleotide messenger RNA. RefSeq names its product interleukin 1 receptor associated kinase 2 (gene IRAK2). Gene Ontology annotation, molecular function: protein kinase activity; ATP binding; protein binding. NCBI's taxonomy places the organism in Eukaryota, Metazoa, Chordata, Mammalia, Primates, Hylobatidae. The record is from RefSeq and is a predicted model, not a curated record. Gene Ontology annotation, biological process: protein phosphorylation; interleukin-1-mediated signaling pathway; intracellular signal transduction. Gene Ontology annotation, cellular component: nucleus; plasma membrane; cytoplasm.
UGUCCCGCGCCGGAGCCGGCCCCGUAGCUUGCCAUGGCCUGCUACAUCUACCAGCUGCCCUCCUGGGUGCUGGACGACCUGUGCCGCAACAUGGACGCGCUCAGCGAGUGGGACUGGAUGGAGUUCGCCUCCUACGUGAUCACAGACCUGACCCAGCUGCGGAAGAUCAAGUCCAUGGAGCGGGUGCAGGGUGUGAGCAUCACGCGGGAGCUGCUGUGGUGGUGGGGCAUGCGGCAGGCCACCGUCCAGCAACUUGUGGACCUCCUGUGCCGCCUGGAGCUCUACCGGGCUGCCCAGAUCAUCCUGAAUUGGAAACCGGCUCCUGAAAUCAGGUGUCCCAUUCCAGCCUUCCCUGACUCUGUGAAGCCAGAAAAGCCUUUGGCAGCUUCUGUAAGAAAGGCUGAGGAUGAACAGGAAGAGGGGCAGCCUGUGAGGAUGGCCACUUUUCCAGGCCCAGGGUCCUUUCCAGCCAGAGCCCACCAGCCGGCCUUUCUCCAGCCUCCUGAAGAAGAUGCCCCUCAUUCCUUGAGAACCGACCACCCCACUUUGUCUGAUUCAAAGGACUUCAGCACCUCCAUUCCUAAGCAGGAAAAACUUUUGAGCUUGGCUGGAGACAGGCUUUUCUGGAGUGAGGCAGACGUGGUCCAGGCAACCGAUGACUUCAAUCAAAACCACAAAAUCAGCCAGGGGACCUUUGCUGACGUCUACAGAGGGCACAGGCACGGGACGCCAUUCGUCUUCAAGAAGCUCAGAGAGACAGCCUGUUCAAGUCCAGGAUCAAUUGAACGAUUCUUCCAGGCAGAGCUGCAGAUUUGUCUUAGAUGCUGCCACCCCAAUGUCUUACCUGUGCUGGGCUUCUGUGCUGCAAGACAGUUUCACAGCUUCAUCUACCCCUACAUGGCAAAUGGUUCCCUACAGGACAGACUGCAGGGUCAGGGUGGCUCCGACCUCCUCCCUUGGCCCCAGCGUGUCAGCAUCUGCUCAGGGCUGCUCUGUGCCGUCGAGUACCUGCAUGGUCUGGAGAUCAUCCACAGCAAUGUCAAGAGCUCUAAUGUCUUGCUGGACCAAAAUCUCACCCCCAAACUUGCUCACCCAAUGGCUCACCUGUGUCCUGUCAACAAAAGGUCAAAAUACACCAUGAUGAAGACUCACCUGUUCCGGACAUCAGCCGCGUAUCUGCCAGAGGAUUUCAUCCGGGUGGGACAGCUGACAAAGCGAGUGGACAUCUUCAGCUGUGGAAUAGUGUUGGCUGAGGUCCUCACGGGCAUACCUGCAAUGGAUAACAACCGAAGCCCGGUUUACCUGAAGGACUUACUCCUCAGUGAAAUUCCAAGCAGCACCGCCUCGCUCUGCUCCAGGAAGACGGGCGUGGAGAACGUGAUGGCAAAGGAGAUCUGCCAGAAGUACCUGGAGAAGGGCGCAGGGAGGCUUCCGGAGGACUGCGCCGAGGCCCUGGCCACGGCUGCCUGCCUGUGCCUGCGCAGGCGUAACACCAGCCUGCAGGAGGUGCGUGGCUCUGUGGCUGCUGUGGAAGAGCGGCUCCGACGUCGGGAGACGUUGCUCCCUUGGAGUGGGCUUUCUGAGGGUACAGGCUCUUCUUCUAACACCCCAGAGGAAACAGACGACGUUGACAAUUCCAGCCUUGAUGCCUCCUCCUCCAUGAGUGUGGCACCUUGGGCGGGGGCUGCCACCCCACUUCUCCCCACAGAGAAUGGGGAAGGAAGGCUGCGGGUCAUCGUGGGAAGGGAGGCCGACUCCUCCUCUGAGGCCUGUGUUGGCCCGGAGCCUCCCCAGGAUGUUACAGAGACUUCGUGGCAAAUUGAGAUCAAUGAGGCCAAAAGGAAACUGAUGGAGAACAUUCUGCUCUACAAAGAGGAGAAACUGGACAGCAUUGAGCUCUUUGGCCCCUGAUGACCGGAACACAGCUGAGGACCCUUGUCCUCAAUUGGAAAGAUGAGCAUCAGAUCAAGAAAAAGGUCUGAGGCAGAAUCCAAGAUCUGCCAGGAAACACACAACAAAACAUCUGCUGUCCUGGGUGGGAGGGAAACUUCAUUUCACUGGAAAGAGUUGGGAGAGAAAGGCCCUCAGCUUUUAGAGACACAAAAAUCCAUGAAGUCUCUUCCUUUCUGGGCUUUGUUAGUCAGAGGAUGGGAUCAGAGGAGACUGAAGCAGAAACCCUGCACACGGGCGCAGGAUGUGGCUGAUUUUGUGGUUCCGGGGAGUGUGUGAUCAUAACCACCCCAGCAGAUUCCAUUACCUCAGCAGCUCUUGUUCCCCCACCACUAGCAGUUCUGCAAUGCCAUAGCAUUUUCCAGAGCUAAGAUCUCUGGGAUGUAUUUGCUGACAGCCUGCAAGCUUGCAUGCUCUGAAAGAUUUUUUUUAGUUUUUAUUUUAAUUUUUUUGUAGAGAUGGGGUCUCGCU